Suillus subaureus is the source of this 2352-nucleotide messenger RNA. RefSeq lists its product as uncharacterized. Gene Ontology annotation, molecular function: protein binding. Bases 1 to 2352 code for a protein of 783 amino acids. The transcript has 5 exons. NCBI's taxonomy places the organism in Eukaryota, Fungi, Basidiomycota, Agaricomycetes, Boletales, Suillaceae. The record is from RefSeq and is a predicted model, not a curated record.
AUGAACACUGCAGCGUUCUCCUCCGUCGAUUUACAGCAACAUAUCUAUAACUCUUUACUAGAGUCUCGCACUGCAGAUGUCUCUUUGCAUGUCCAUGGCACAUGGGAAGCAAUCUACAAGUUGCACAGAGUAGUCCUCAUACAGUCGGGGUUCUUCAGCUCGCUAUUCACAGCGGGUUUCCUCGAGUCCUCACCCAAGCCACGUAGCCAUCUACGAGGACCUGAGGAAAUUGACAUUAUUUUCGAUGACCGCAACAUCACUCGUGCAGCUUUUGAGAUAUGCAUCGCACGACUAUAUGGUGGUGGUCCGCCCCUAUAUGUCCCAUCAUCCCUCAUCCCAAGCACAUCUCAUCCACUUACUCCUUCCUUUUCUGGCCCCCCUUUACCUUUCGAUACACCCAAAGGGCACCACACCACCAGCCCUCAGUUGUUGCUCUCACUUUUGGCCACAGCAGUCUAUCUCUCCAUACCCUCCAUGGCAUCGCAGGCCGUCAACUGCAUCAUGAACACGGUCGGACCGUAUACCGUUAUUCCUUACCUCAAUUUCUCUAUUGGUAAAGCUAUCGAAGCUCAUCCUGGCCACAAAGCCGAAGCAGCAGUGGGCUUGGAGAACAUUGCACAGUUAGUUACCUCCGAGAUUCGCGCAUCUAGUACAUCGUGUUCUCCUCUGCGCACAUCAAGCACCAAGCGAGAUCCUGCCGAUGAUUUGUCUGAUAAACUAUUGGAUCUAGAUGUACAGAAGGAGGAUCCUGCUGAAUCUGAUGAGGUAGAAUCUGAGCCAGACGAUGGGCCAAUCCGCGAACCUCAUUUCCAUUAUGGACUGUUAUCAGACAAGAUUGGCGAAGCUGCGGUAUGCUGGAUCGCCCGGUGGGGCGCAGAUAUGCUUAUCUACGAGGAGAAAGCAUCUCGUGGUCCAGAACCUCCCGCUACCCCAGUUCCCGUCCCUGCGCAAAAUGUGUCGUCGCGCAAGAGAGCCGAUACGAUGCCUGUCAAAUCUUCACCUUCCAGUGAGCCUACCGUACCAGAACCGCAUGUGACUCCCGUCAUCUGGGCAAGGGGUGGCUUAAACUCGCAGUGGGUGCGACAGAUUUUAGGCUCCGAUUUGUUGUUUGUGAAAGGGGAGAAGGAACGCUAUGAUAUGGCUUGCACUAUCGUUGAGCUUAGGAGACGGCAGGGUAUUGAUGAAGAGGAGGAGAAAGACUGGGAAAUGUUGUUCCGUGAAGGCAUCUACUAUGCCAACCUGCUCGUGGACGAUAUCAUUGCAAUGUCGCAGCAUAUCUCCCCUACCACUGGUCGACCAUUUGUUCCUCUUUCUGUUUUACAGGAAGCUCAUUGGGAUCAGUCAUUACUGCGAUGUCAAAUUACAACCAAACCAAACCCACCCUCUCCCCCUUCAUCCCCAUCCUUGAGCCCUCCGCCUUCGCGAGACAAGGAACUUGGGUUGUCCAUCACGACUGCCGAGAUUCUUGCUCGAUUGCCGGCCUCGAACUCUUUGCCAAACCUAGUAGAUGACAAAGAUAAACCGUAUUAUCCCGUUGGACACGAUUCAUCCGUACGCAUUGGCGAUAGUGGGAGCAUCGAAGGUGCUUCUAUGGACCAACUCUUCGAGUCACCUCCACCAUUGUCCAGUCCAAGCACAGACAGCAAGGCGCCUGUUCGUGCAACGACUACCGAGGCUGAUUUCUUCGGUCUGAAGUCAGAACGACGAACCGCAUCAGGCUGUAUAGCAUCUGACGCAACGGGUAAAGCGCGGUGGUCACCCUACCCUCCAUUCAGAUUUGCAGUGGAGUUCUGGGAUAUCGAUGCACUGAAGGAGAAGUCCCGCCUGCACUCACAGACGGUCUGGUACGCAGGAAGCUUGUUCAAUGUAUAUGUGCAAGUUAUUCGAAAGAAGGGUAUUCAGCUUGGAAUAUAUCUUCACCGACAAUCGAACAUUGAUCCUAUCCCUGCCGCUUCGGCGCCAUUGUCACUCAGUCGUACAGGACAUACACACAACAACAGAGUGCCAUCAUUACCACUACUUUCUACGUCGCAGUCCUCACCCUCUGUGACUAUGCAUCCAUUCGCCCUCCAUUCGCCCUACGUCACAAAGCACGACGCCUGGUUCAUCCCCACCGACAUCAUCCGGCCUUGCUACGUCCUUUACCUCUUCUCCUCCGAGCACCAUUCCGGCUACAUCACCUCCCGUUGCUCCAGUGCAGUCAUAUCGCGAUCCCCGGCCUGCUGUUGCAGCUUACUUCACUAUCUCUUGUGCCAGCUCUACUGGUUCAUCUAUUACGCGAUUCACGAGCGUUCCGGACGUGUUCUCAGUCAGUCAAAGCUGGGGUUGGAAGUCGAGCUCCUUGCGGACUGA